UUGGAGUUUAGGAUCACUGGCUUGUGUCCCUGCCCGGGAAAAAAAGUUGGAUGCAGCAGACCUCGUGCUAAGCAGGGGAUCGUCACCCUUCUGCCCUCACUCGGAUGGAAAUUCUCCCUUUGACUCCCCUUGACAUCCCUGUUUCACCCAUUGCGCCCCAUAGAGAAACCACCCGGAACGAUUUUAUUCUUUCUGAACAUGCAUUGCCCUCUGCACCAGACGAAUUCGAGGGGGAGGCAAUCUUUGAUUCCCUGCCUCCCCUCUUCAGAGGACACCCAGAAAUUCAUCUUCGGAAUGGCGUAAUGAAUGCCUCCCGCAGAGCAGCUGCGAAUGUGCUCGACGCUGAAAAGGCUUUUUUUGUGGCGGAUCUUACCCAGGUAUACCUCCAACAUCAGAGGUGGUUGCGUUGCCUCCCGGAUAUCGAACCUCACUACGCCGUAAAAUGUAACCCGGACCCCUACGUCCUAAGGCUCCUGGCCUCUUUCGGUGCCGGAUUCGAUUGUGCUUCCAAUGGAGAGAUGUCCCAAGUCCUCCGUAUUGGGGGCGUCGACCCCGACAGAAUCAUUUUUGCCAAUCCCUGCAAGGCUACCUCUUUCAUUCGUGGUGCCGCAACAGCAGGGGUCGAUAAAAUGACCUUCGAUAACCCCGAUGAACUUUACAAGAUUGCGCGCACACAUCCCACAGCCAAACUCAUCAUCCGCAUUCUCGCGGAUGACUCCAAGAGCAUCUGUCGCUUCGGCAUUAAAUUUGGCGCUUCAUUAGAUGUUGUUUUUGACCUCUUGCUCAAGGCAAGGGAGCUCCACCUCGACGUCAUUGGAGUUAGCUUCCAUGUAGGGAGCGGUUGCUAUGAUCCCACCAUAUACGAGGAUGCUAUCAGCCGGGCUCGCCAAGCGUUCGACAUGGGUGGGCGUGCGGGGUACCGCUUUUCCGUUCUCGACAUCGGCGGUGGCUUUGAAGACGCACGAUUUGAGGCUGCUGCUGCCGUUAUCAAUCACGCAAUCGACAAGUACUUCCCUGAUCGGAGUGGAAUCAGGCUCAUCGCGGAACCUGGUCGGUUCUAUGUCUCUAGAGCCUUUUCCCUUGCUGCGAACAUCAUCGCACGCAGGGCACCAAUCUCGCGCGACAGUGAGAGGGGGGUUGAUCUCGUCACAGGAAAUGAGGAAGAAUCCGCGCUGAUGUAUUACAUCAACGAGGGCGUCUAUGGUGCGUUUAACUGCAUCAUGUUUGACCACCAGACGGUCGAGCCCUACGUUCUGUCAAUGAACGGUUCGUUCCAUGUGUCUGCUUCGGAACCAGUGUCGGCCAGCAGCGUUUGGGGACCGACGUGCGAUUCCAUCGAUUGCGUAUGCAAGCGUGUUGAAUUACCCCGUGCGCUGCAGGUCGGCGACUGGCUAGGAUUCAAUAACAUGGGUGCAUAUACAAUUUGUGCUGCGAGCCGAUUCAACGGGUUUCAGCUCAGCGACGUUAUCUACACUACUAGCAAGGGAGGGGAAGAGGCAAGGAGUGCUUUGCGUAGCUUUGCGGCGGAAGACCACGGCCAUAGUCUUUAGACAGUCCUACAGUAGAGUUCGAGACGAGCACUAACAAAGUCUGUUUACGGUUACUAAUCAAUCAGACAAACCGCAAGCUUUUCAUUUUU
Molecule: messenger RNA, 1639 nt
Organism: Pisolithus orientalis
Lineage: Eukaryota; Fungi; Basidiomycota; Agaricomycetes; Boletales; Pisolithaceae
Product: pyridoxal-dependent decarboxylase
Exons: 3
Coding region: 105-1550 (481 amino acids)
Cellular component (GO): cytoplasm
Molecular function (GO): ornithine decarboxylase activity
Source: RefSeq, a predicted model, not a curated record